Molecule: messenger RNA, 5689 nt
Organism: Petromyzon marinus (sea lamprey)
Lineage: Eukaryota; Metazoa; Chordata; Hyperoartia; Petromyzontiformes; Petromyzontidae
Source: RefSeq, a predicted model, not a curated record
CAGUGAGGAUGGGUGGUGAGUCCGUGACAGUGAGGAUGGGUGGUGAGUCCGUGACAGUGAGGAUGGGUGGUGAGUCCGUGGCGGUGUUAAUGGGUGGUGAGUCCGUGGCGGUGUUAAUGGGUGUUGAGUCCGUGGCAGUGAUGAUGGGUGGUGAGUCUGUGACAUUGAUGAUGGGUGGUGAGUCCGUGGCGGUGAGAAUGGGUGGUGAGUCUGUGGCGGCAAGAAUGGGUGGUGAGUCUGUGGCAGUGAUGAUGGGUGGUGAGUCCGUGGCGGUGAGAAUGGGUGGUGAGUCUGUGGCGGCAAGAAUGGGUGGUGAGUCCGUGGCAGUGAUGAUGGGUGGUGAGUCCGUGGCGGUGAGAAUGGGUGGUGAGUCCGUGGCAGUGAUGAUGGGUGGUGAGUCCGUGGCGGUGAGAUGGGUGGUGUGUCUGUGGCAGUGAUAAUGGGUGGCGUGCGGUGCCACGCGUGUGGUGAUUGACACUAGCGAGAUUUAUUGCUACCAAUGCCCGAUGUUAAACACCACUCCAUUGUUCUUUUUUACUUUGGUUACUGAAUUUCAGCUUUUUGUUUAAAUGUGAUAUGCAGUACCACUUUUAAAGCUCAAUCGGACCUCAAAGGGGAACACACCAAUUAUAAUUCUAACAAUUAUAUUUCUAAGAUUUAUAAUUCUAACAAUUAUAAUUCUAACAAUUAUAAUUCUAACAAUUAUAAUUCUAACAAUUAUAAUUCUAACACGUUAACCGGCAGUGAGAGACAUCACGACGCCACGGCUUUGCAAAAUGACACGAGAGGAUUUACCAACGCGCUUCAGUGUCACGAUUUACGAUUCAACCCUCAACACUCUUGGCCCCCAGACUGCAGCCCCUAAAGGCCCCCCACCCCCUCACCCGGCCGUGUAAAGCCACCGGCCCUGUCCUUGGUAGGGAGUGGGUUCGGUGCUUCUUGCCUUCACGUUGCAGGAAGCGCGGUACCAUUGGUUGUGGAGUCGUGUGUCUGUAGCCGGUGCGGCGGUGUAUAAACAUCGCCGCUGGGGAGACAAAGACGGCCGGGUGUGGUGCUGACCUCGCACCCCCUCUUGUGGUAACAGCACUCGCACCAUCAAUAUGCUAAGGUUAUACGGGGGAUCUUUGUCUUUGUGUGUAUGUUGAACUUGUGUGCGUGCGUGUGUUCAUGAACAGUGCUGGCAACCGGCAAGAAAAAAAAACUCUUCGCUCAGUGGGGGCCACCGUGAGAUGUUGAAUCUGCCGGUGACAUCUCACAGUGACAUCUCACGGUGACAUCUCACGGUGACAUCUCACGGUGACAUCGCAAGGUGACAUCUCACGGUGACAUCUCAAGGUGACAUCUCAAGGUGACAUCUCACGGUGACAUCUCACGGUGACAUCUCACGGUGACAUCUCAAGGUGACAUCUCACGGUGACAUCUCACGGUGACAUCUUAAGGUGACAUCUCAAGGUGACAUCUCACGGUGACUUCUCACUGUGACAUCUCAAGGUGACAUCUCACGGUGACAUCUCACGGUGCCAUCUCAAGGUGACAUCUCAAGGUGACAUCUCAAGGUGACAUCUCACGGUGACAUCUCACGGUGACAUCUCACGGUGACAUCUCAAGGUGACAUCUCAAGGUGACAUCUCACGGUGACAUCUCAAGGUGACAUCUCACGGUGACAUCUCAAGGUGACAUCUCACGGUGACAUCUCACGGUGACAUCUCAAGCGCUGUUGCGACACUCCCUACCAGUGGGUCGUCGAGGAGGAGCCGAACUUUGGUUCGCUAGGAGAACGAAGUACACAGCAACGUGCGGAGACGAAUAUCAUCUGUCCCCCUAUGAUGAACGCGCCCCCUCGCGCAGACGACGCGGGUCAAGGGUCACGGCGAGUUCCAGCCGACCGCGGAGAAGUCCCCAGAUGCGCGCACGAGGAGAGCGACGCGACCCUGGUCGGGGCUAUGGUCCUGGAGCAGCUUUUGCCCAUGGACCCUCCUCCUCCUCCUCACCAGGUACAAACGCCAGAGCAGAAGAAGAAGCAGGAGGAGAAGAAGAAGAAGGAGGUUGAGGAGGAGGAGGAGGAGGAAGGGGAGGAGAAGAUUGCGGAGGACCAGGGCGACCAGGGUGUCGUGCAGACCUCGGACCCUCUCUUUGAGUUCAUGGCGUGCGUCAGCGGCCUGGAGGAGCCGUCGCCGGCCAGGGACAUUGCGCCUCGCGUGUGGAGGAACGUCUUCCCCGCUUCGCCCCCGCAACAGCCGCGGAGACGAGCGCAAUCGCCCUCCGGCCAACGCGAGCGGGGGCCCAGCCGCGAGAACGUCGGCAACAAGCUCACGCGACCACAGCGGCACAGUGAGGUGCCGGUCUAUGCAGGAGGGAACGAGCCCGGCGCUGACACCACGUGCCCCGGACUGGAGCAUAGCCCGGAGAUUCUGAGGGGGUCUCUCCAAUCAGCCCCCCCUGAAGCCCACAAGAUGCAGCAGCAGCAGCAGCCACAACAGCAGCGUCACCACAAGCAGGGGAAGCAGCAACAGAAACAGCAAGAGAAGCACGACCAGAAGCAUGGGCGUCUGCACGAGCAGCAGCAGCUACAGGAGAAGCAGCGAAAGCAGCAGAACCAGCAGCAGCAGCUACAGGAGAAGCAGCAGAAACAGAAGCAUGAGCAUCUGCACAAUCCGGAAUUGCAGAAGCAUGAACAGCAGCAUCUUGAGCAGCAGCAGCUAAAGCAUAAACAGCAGCAGCAGAAGCAUGAACAGCAGCAGCAGCAUGAGCAGCAGCAGCAGAAGCAUGAGGAGCUGAAGCAUGAGCAGCUACAGCAGCAGAAGCAUGAGGAGCUGAAGCAUGAGGAGCUGAAGCAUGAGGAGCAGAAGCCUGAGGAGCAGCUGAAGCAGCAGCAGCAUGAGCAGCAGCAGCAGAAGCAUGAGGAGCUGACGCAUGAGGAGCUGAAGCUUGAGCAGCAGAAGCAUGAGGAGCAGAAGUUGAAGCUUGAGCAGCAGAAGCAUGAGGAGCAGCAAAAGCAUGAGGAGCAGAAGCAUGAGGAGCUGAAGCAUGAGAAGCUGAAGCUUGAGCAGCAGAAGCCUGAGGAGCAGCUGAAGCAGGACCGUGGCAACCGCCCUCCAGAGCCAAGCGCUGGCUACAGGAUGGUGGAGGCGUCACGCAGAGCGCGGUGGGGGGCAACUGGCAUGGGAGCUGCAACCUACCCGCUGUGACCACCUCCUCCUGCCACCUCCUCCUCCCACCUCCUCCUUCCACCUCCUCCUCCCACCUCUUCCCACCUUCUCCAACCUCAACCUCCCACUACCUUCUCCCACCUCUUCCCAUCUCCACCUCCUACCACCUCCUCCCACCUCCUCCUACCACCUCUCGACCACCAAGGAAAUUCAAAUGCAGGGCAGUGGCGCGGAGGAGCCGCCUCAAUUGGCGCUCAUCCGCGGCAGGGGCGUGAGGUGGCGCGGGGAACGAGCGGCGUCCCGAAGAGGGAACGAGGAGGGGAGAAGUCGCCCACCGCUCGUGAUGCCGCUGAGGGCGAGCAUCUGUUGGUGAACGCGCUUGUGUACGCACACGUGUGCGUGUGUGUACGUACACGUGUGUGUGCUUGUGUACGCACACGUGUGUGUGUGUGUGUGCGUAUACGCACACAUUUUUGGGUGUGUUCAGUCUAAAUAGACAAAGAUCCCCCUUAUAGCCGCAAUAGACUGUGUGGGGCAAGUGCUGUUAGCGAGUAACACCAAUGAGGCCGGAAAAACACACGAAGGGAUGGGUGGCUAGUAUCAUGCCCGGCCGCCUUUGUCUUCUGAGUGGCGAUGUUUACAAACCCCACGAGGCACUCAUUUGAGGCCGAGUCUACCUAUGGGAGGCCAAGGACAGGUUCAGAUAAUCGUCACCGGUGUUGGUGGCCGUGAGCGGGAAUGGAAACUCGAAUCACCGAGUUUAUAGCGCAGAGCGCUAACCACUGCACCACCGCUCCCCCACCACCGGGGAGCGGUGGUGUCGCGGUUAAUGGGAGUGUUUGUCUUUGUCAGUCUGAAAAAAAUAAAUUCCUCGUGUGUUUACUGCGAAUGCCAUGGGCACGGUUGUGUCAAACCCGAUAGACUGGGCUUCCGCUCUCUGCAGGGAAAUUGCUGUAGCAGAGUGCGGUGUUGUGUUGUGGUGUUCAACAAGAGUGAUUGAUUUGUUUUUUUAUUUUAACGUCACUUGAUUUCCGCGCACGAGGAGUCGCCGUUGUGAUUCGCUUCGUAGCGCGCGCCCUUCCCGAACAACCGCCCUCGUUUUUUCGCGAGAACAGCAACAACAAAAAACAACCCCGCGCCAGUGGCGGAAUUCACGGUCGCCACGCCUGAAGCAAAACUUCGUGCCAAACGAGCGAGGGACCGCCGCUUUGCGUCUCUUUCUGCUCUCCGGUGUCGUCGCGGGCGUGGGCCCGCACCUUGCGCUGCGUCGUCACGCAGCGGUGGGGUGAUGAUGGGGAACGCCGCGAUAAAUCAAGGCGCGCGUCACCUUCGCGAUGGGAAAAGAAAGUGCCCCCCCACGCUGUGAUGGUGUCGUGGUGCGAGAUGGGAUUGGGUUGAGGCCAAAAGCCAUUGCCUCCACACCCCCGACUCCCCGCACUCCCUGUGACCCCCCCCCCCGCCGCCCCCUACUCAACCUCCUCAGUGUGGGCGCCAUACGACCGCAUCAUAUUUUACACGCACAACCUGUACCUCAUUACCGCCGCUCGAUUUCUCUCUCUCUGGACCUUCCGCGCUCCUAGCGGGAGGCAGGAGGGGGGGGGGAGCACUGUUUCUUGCCAGGGCCCUAAUCUGGAACCCUGAGGCUCCGUCCCAUCCAUUCCCAUCCAGCGCAGCUGAGUCCAGCGGCCUCGUCCUCAAUGCCACGCUGGUGGCGCCCUCCAUCUCCCACCGAUGACUUUCCAUUCGCGGCCACCGUGCCCGUGUGGAUGGGUUCGCGUCUUGAACAAAUUCUAACAACCAGACUGUUGGGUAGUUUGAAUGAUCGCUGAGCUGGCCUUGAUGCUCAAUGCCUCGUCAUCAUCAUCAUCGACGAUGAUCAGACUACCAAUUGUAUGAAGGCCUCCCAAUGCCGUGAGGGUUGUUUGACCUACUGUUCAGGGCGCUGUCAGUGAAGAAGUAUGGACUCAGGAUGGAUUCAUAAAUCACUCGCCAAUGAAGUUAGCCGUCACCGGGAAUCCAACUCAGGUGGCCGGGCUCAUAGUGCAAUGUACGAGCCAUGGCGCCUCCACUCUACCUUCCGUCCUACCCCCAGAAGUUGAGACGCGAGGGUCUGGGCUCGCGUGCACCACACGCAGACUGAGCUUGAAACUCCAAUCUCGCCCUGCUGCAUGGUGGCCGGUAUGUGGCAGCACAGCAAACAGGUUCGUGAACUCAGCUGUAACUAUCGUUGAGUGUUUAUUUGCGUUAGAUCCCCGCGGGGUUUCUCCCGAACGCAGAAACACGCCCAGAACCACAGCAUUGGCCAAACAUCCACGUGAGACGGAGUCCUGAGAUUCGGCGAGCCUUUCCUGGAUCAACAAACAACAUUAUUAGUUAUCAUUACAAAUAAAUGUCUUUUUAUUAUCACAAAUGGCUUUUAAAAUUUAUUUGUCCACGGUUUGUUGUUGGGGGCCACAUACAUUGUACAGAGAUAUCAAAAUACAGCAGGAUGCGUACAUCACACGUGUACGUACGGCUCGGGCGACUGUGGAGACCGCACA